This is a messenger RNA of Megalobrama amblycephala (Wuchang bream), 5047 nucleotides long. It is a transcript of the gene mn1a, whose product is annotated as meningioma 1a. The coding region runs from base 659 to 3775 and encodes 1038 amino acids. The transcript is spliced from 4 exons. The record is from RefSeq and is a predicted model, not a curated record. Gene Ontology annotation, biological process: regulation of DNA-templated transcription. Lineage: Eukaryota; Metazoa; Chordata; Actinopteri; Cypriniformes; Xenocyprididae.
CGAAACCCCGCCCCCUGCGCAUGUGUGCCUGUGUCGGCAUUGGUGAGAAAUCAGCGCUGGAACAGAUGAGGGAAUGUCAAACUUGUUGCCGAUGCCCGCGGCUCAACACAUCCGACACAAGGAUAAAUGAGAAAAUCCUCCUGGAGCCACAACCAUUUGACGGAACAGACAAUAUUAAAGAAAAUGGCGAUUAAUUUUUGUGCUGAAUGCAUUUCAUACUGUGACAACAAAAGGGAUCCUGGGCUCUCCAGUUUAUAAACGCGCGCGCACCCACAGCGGCGCAUCGAGUCUCCUCACAGGACUGAACGCACGCGCGAAGUUCUCCUCAGAGGACCGCCGAUUUAAUGCAUCCAUUUACUCGUUUUGAAUUCAUGUAAGUGUUUUUAAUAUAGAAUAAUUCGUCGGGAUCGCUCGCGUUGCAUUGGAGAUGUGAACAUGGGACAUGUGCUACGCGCGCAGGUUUGCACUCCUCUGGAUAUGUGUUGAACGACUUGGGGACGUUACGCAUCGAAUAAUGAUGUAAACGAGGAGUUUUUUAAGAUGCGCGUUUUCCAGGAUCGUUGCAUUAAGGAUAUACACAGAGGAGUCCGCGUUUUUACGCCUGUGCUGGAAUUGAGUGACAAACAAACAAAAGGAAUUUAAUCCUCGUAGACUGAAAAUGAACUCUAAUUAUAACAGUGCCGGAUUUCAUAUGAAAGGGCCGUCAGUAGCUGUGGAGCCGAUGAUGGGUCCCCUAAACGAGUCCCCCAUGCAGGGACUCAACUUUGUCUCAAAUAGAGACCAGUAUGGAUUCCAGACUCAUGGCCAUGGGGAUAUGCUCGCUAUGGGAGUUCAGCCACAACAUCAACUACACAUGCAAGGACCGUUCAACCAUCAACCUCCUAACCACGAGCAGCAUUCACAUCUGUACCAGGAUAGCGUCCCCUCUUGCCUUCAUGGGGACAGACACAUGGGUUUCAACAGCACCAAUGCAGGCCACCCGCAUAUGUUUGAAGGAGGAUUCGGUCAGCAGCUCGCAGAGGCGCAGUCACGAGAAUGUAUCUCACAGCAGCAGCAUCAACAGAGAAUGGCCGCGAUGCCUGAGUUUCAACCACACGGCCACCCGAAUGGUAACAAUGCCGUUCCGGCACCGUGUCUUCCCCUAGACCAGUCACCGAACCGUGCCGCUUCGUUCCACGGCCUGCCGUCCUCGUCCCCUGAAACCCACAGACUUGAACACUACAGGCUUUUCCCACAGGGCAGGAUGGGGGGAUCAGAGCACUGUUUUCCCUGUGAUCCUCUGACGGGGAAUUUCGAUAUGACGGGAUUCUCCACCGCGGACAAUUCAGAACACAAACUGCCCUAUUGUGAAACGGGGAACCAAGUGGCCGGGGGUCAUUUUCCCACUUGCAAUCGAAGUGGUUCCCGAGGGCCCAUGAUGGGCGGCUCGAAAGUCGACCAGCAGCUACCUCAGCAAAACGUGUUUUCGGACCGAUUCGGGAACAGAGGGAAAAUGGAUCCGGGGGUUAACGCUAGACACCACCUCAUGGCGCAGCAGAGACCGGGACCCGUCGCCAGGCAGAACCCUGGUUCUCCUGCCCUUCCGCGGUUUUAUCACACUCCGGACUAUGUAGCCAACAAUGCGGACCCGAUGGUUCACGUUCAGCACGGGCACCUGGAUCGGCCCGUCCAUAGACUGAACAAUCAUAACAUGCAUCCCUUCGGGGAGCCGGUUUUUGAUGUCCCCCAGCUAGCCCCUCAGCCCCCACAUCACCCUCACCUCAGCUCACUGCCUUAUUUGAAUAUGGCGAAAAGGCCACGGUUUGAUCUCCCAAAUGGCUCUGCGGGAGAGAGCUGCAGCCCCCUAAGCAACAGCUUACAUAAUCGGCCCAAUCUUGAGAACCACCUCUCCCCCUCUGCUUUCCCCUCUCCCAUGGGGGACUUCACCUCUCAUGUGACGGAUGGGUUUCCAUCAGGACCCCUUCCCUUGAGCGCCGGCCCACAGCAGCAGCAACAACAGCAGCAGCAGCGGCGGCAGAACGCAGCGAUGAUGAUCAAACAAAUGGCAUCGAGGAGCCAGCAGCAGAGAAUGAGGCAACCCGACCUGCAACAGUUAAGUCUCCACGGGGACGUCACAUCAAACGGCAUGGUCUGCCGAGGCCCUCUGGGUAGUGUGUCUCAGUCCAAUUUUGAGAAGAAGCAUAAUUUUCAUGGAAACUUUGACAGCCCCCACCUACCUCAAGAAAACUCAUGGUUUCCUGAGCCGCAGCAGCAUUGUAGAGAAACAAACACGCAUGCCUUGGAGCAGGCAGAGAAUGGACACAACAUUAUUUUUAGACAAGGCGUCACAAGCAUGGACAUGCAGUCUUUGAAUUCUCCGGGAGCGCAUCAUCCGUUCGAAAAUAAUGUCAGCAAUCCUCUGCAGAUGCAGUCUCCUGAUGAGAGCAACAUGCAGUCGGGCGCACCCACGGACAGGAGGCCGGCUGAAUUUGGAGGAAUGGCGAUGAGGCGGCAACACAGCUUCCCUCCUGGAGGGCCGAGUCAACAGGGAGCCCCCCAGAGCAAUCCUCCAGGAUUUAGCUCCUCUCCAGGGAACUAUCCCGCCCAUCCCGAGUACCUCUCCAGCCAGCACCUGUCAGUCAAUAAGCUUGGGGCCCUCUCUUUGGGGAAUUUGAACAAAGCCAGUACAAAAGACAGUGUGUUUGGCCAAAGCUGUCUGGCAGCUCUUUCCACGGCCUGCCAGAAUAUGAUCGCCAGCCUUGGGGCCCCAAACCUCAAUGUGACUUUUAAUAAGAAAAGUCAAAAUGAGGCCAAACGCAAAGCAGGUCAGGUUGAGCAGGACAUAAAUAGCAGUGGCAGUAGCGGCCCAGGGGCAGAGUAUUUCCAGAGCAAUGCUUCUCAGAAUAGUCAAACGCCUUGCUCUGGGAAUAACAACAAUACGACGACAGGUCAAAGUGGUACGGGCCAGAUGGCGAAAAGGGAAGCGAGCACCCUCUCCCCAAACGACAACAUGGAGUCUGGAUGUGAGGGGAAAAUGGCAACAGGCAAGGGAAGGGGGAAGAAGAGACGAGACAGUGGGCACAUCAGUCCUGGAAACUUCUCCCCUCCAUGCGGCGGCGGCGGCGGCGGCGGUAACCCCGUCGUCAGUCCGAGUCAGCAGGGCUCCGCUUUGGGCAUGGGCAUGGAGAGCCGAGGGAAGACCCCGGAGAGGUCGCUGGUCUCCCCUUCCUUCGGUAAGCCCGACCUCGCCACCUCAAUGGACAGCGGAAUUCAAAGCGUGGGCAAGUCGGAUGGCGUUUCACCGUGCAUGGAUUAUUUAGACGACGCCAGCCCCAACUACAACGCUGAGGACCCGAGGCCUUGCAGAGCUGGCGUGAAGUGUAAUUCUGAAAACAGGGCCGGCUACAGUGACGCUCCGUGCAUGGAACAGGUGCGGACGCCAUUGAGCAACACGGGCCAGGAUGAGGUUCACCCUCUGGAGAUUUUGCAGGCUCAGAUCCAGCUGCAAAGGCAGCAGUUCAGCAUCUCCGAGGACCAGCCGAUGGGAGGGAAAACGGGCAAAAAGGCCGACUGCCAGGCCGGUCUGAACGGAGAAUGCGCCCUGGCCAGUUCUAGCCCGGUCACAGGCAAGGGCUCUGUGAAUACCAUUGACCUUGACUCUCUCAUGACAGAGCAGCAUGCCACCUGGUAUGUCCCUGGCAACAAGGCUCUGAUAGAGGACCCCGGUAAUGACAAGUGCCUGGGAUUCUGGGAUCGAGCACGGGGCCAGAGUGACAACAAAGAAGGACAUGGGUAGGAGCGCUCUUCUGAUGGCUCUCCAUAGCGUAUUACUGAAAAAAAAGGUGCUGCACGAUCUCGCGGUGAGGGUGGGGGUGGGACCUGGAGGAAGCCACCCGCGGUGUCCGGAAACCUCGGGACGCGGGGAUGGGGGUGGGAUGGAGGGGCCCCUGCUGUUCCUCUCACUUCCAGAUGCGACUUAAACUCAUCCAGAACAACUCGAACCACUUUGGGACCUCGCUGGCUGCUUUCCGUAACUGUAAGGAUGAUGGCUGGCUUGGUGUUUUCCAGCAGUAAUUGGAUACUUUUUUUUUACUAGCCCCAGAGAAGCCGCAAAGCUCUCCGGGUGUCCGUAGAGCAAGUCUUCUGGCCAACAAAAUCUCUUUAGAUUGACUGGAGAGAGGAGAGACAAUGGGAUACAGGAAAUACACAAGCACACCAGACUGGAAUCUUGGGACAGCGAGGCUCAAUUGCUUUUAGUGUAUUUUUAUCUUCUAAAGCCGUUUUUGCUGGGAUUACCUCAAUUUUUUUUUUUUUUUUUAAAGACUUGCAAGUGAGGGUUUAACUAGUUAGUACAAGAGCGUGCCGCUCUCUAUAAAUAUUUAUUAUCCCUGUUUGUUCAACAAAGCUCCUUUAUCGGUGAACUUUAAUCCAUCUUUUUCGGUUAUGUUAUCUUGUUUUUUUCCCGCCUGUUUAGAACUCUGUUCCAGAAUUCCUUCACACGAGUUCUAAAGCUUCCCAUUCUCCUAGGUCUUCAGCACCAGGCUCCGUGUCUGUGGUGGGUCAACCUUUUGACUUUGAAAGGCCAGUGGGGGUUCUGUCCUCUCCCUACUGUUUUUGGAAAUUUGAUAUUCACCCUGAGAACAUCCCUUUGUGACCUGCCUGGCCGGCAUCGGAAUGCCAUUGUUUCAAGUCGAAACUCUCCUUUGCUUGGGUUUUCCCUCUUUACCAAGCCUCCAUUGAGAGCCUGAGCUUCCCUCUGCCUUUAAACCAACUGAUGGUGAAUAUGUUUAGUCGGAAUUGGCAGGCUAUUCAAGCGAGGACAAUGGUUGGAGACAAAAGACUUUCCUUUUAAGAAAAUAGGUUUUCUUCUGGAGAGAAAAAGGUCUUUAACCAAUUUUUUGGGUCUUCGACACCUCUCUGUUUCCUUGUUCUACCUCCUUUCUCCGUUUUUCUUUCAUUAUUGUGAUAUACACGAAGCUUAAAGUGAAGUUAUUUGUGCCCGCAGAGUUUUUUGUAAAUAACCUGUAUAUUAUGAAUCACUUAUUAACAAUAAAUAUGUUGUAAAUUA